UCUACAUCGUUGGCUAAAAAUAAUAAAAUAAAAGAGACAGCAGUUUGCAACUUUCGAGCCGAAAAUCACAUCCGCGCGGUCAACGAAGGCUCCGCCUGCUAGAGAGAGACCCUGCCUGCCACAUAGAGACCACCGAGCCAUGGACACCCGCAAGAUCGACGUCGCAUGGGAUGGCAACCCGGAGGCAAAGGAAAACAACAUGGCCGCGUACAACAGCACGGUCGUCGAGCCCAAGAUGGCCAUGGACCUCAACAGUGCAGCGAACACGUACUACAUGACCAAGCCGCACGACGACCACCCAUGGCGAGGAAAGUCCGCGUUUGGCUUUGCAACGAUCCUGAACCGCAACUCGUGCGACGACAUGGGCGCCAACGGCCCGCUCUCGGUCAACUUACCACCGUUGCAGUCGUACCACGCCGCUUCGUCACUCGUCGACAAGGCCAAGCUCGCGACCAGCUCUCGGCUCUCGGCGCACAAGGUACCGCACCGCCCGAUGCCGACGCCGAUCGCGCCGCUCGGCGAGGCCAUGAUCGACAUGUCGGGCCUGCAAAACCGGUCCUUGAAGCUCAAAAUCAAAAGAAGCACGUGGAUAUCUCGCCCGCCUAUACGGCGCAGCCCAAUGGCCCGAUGCUCGCGCCGACGCCCAGCAACGGCGCGCCGCGCAAGCUGCCGCUCGCUCCUGCGCCCUCCAUGGACGACGACGACGACGACUCUGGCGACGAUGACGGUGAGAACCCGACUGGCGCCACCCACAACGGCGCCGCGCUCCGUGGUGGCCGAUGGACGUCGGAAGAGCACGAGCGGUUCCUCCAGGGCUUCCGCUUGCAUGGCCACAAGUGGAAGCGCGUGCAAAUGGUCGUGCGAAGUCGCACAGUAACCCAAGUCCGGACGCACGCCCAAAAGUACCUCUUGAAGCUGCAAAAAAUGACGGGCGGCCCCGAGCAGCAGCGGUCCAGUACGGCAACCACGGGGGCCGAUGCCGACGGCCGGUUCCUCGCGCCGUCCCAAUUCGGCAGCGGCGCCACAUCGCCGACGCAGAGCAUGACGAGCGGCAACGACGACGACGCGGCGCACGACAAGGUCGCAACGACUGGCAACGAGCUCGGGCAGCCACUGUCGCCGCGGAGCGCCGUCACGCUGCAGACAGUGCAGCCGCGCAAGCUCAAGACGAUGAAGAAGCAGCAGCAGCAGCAAAAGAGAACGACGAAGCGUUCGGACCUCGACGGCUCGUCGCUCGUGCACAUUGAAGAGGCCGCGUACACGCUGUGUGCGCUCAUGAAGGAGCACAUUGACGACCUCGAGGCGAUUGUGACCGACCACGAAGACGACGGAAUGGAAGUGGACGACGACGACGGCACCGAGUCGACGGAAGACGAGUCGAUGGAUUCGUCGUCGUCGCCCGUCUCGUCGGCCGACAUGAAGAAGCGGUACCUCUGCCGCAAGUGCCGCGUGCCCAAGAAGGGCCACGUGUGCCCAUCGUCGUCAAGCGAAGACUCGGCGGCCAAGUCGCUCUCGCUCAAGAAGAUGUCACUGCACGAGUCCGACCUCGACUGCUACGAGCCGUUGGAAGCCGAGUGGACCGACCUCGACAAGUACGUGGGCUACCGCGUCGCCCGCUGCUUUGGCCCGAACCUCUGGUGCCGGGGUACUAUCGACCAGGUCGUUGCGACGGGGUCGGACCAAGAUAAGAUUCACAUUGUGUACUCGGAAGCCUCGGGGCGCCACGAGUGGCUCCUCAAGUCGGACGCGAUCGAGUGCAUUGCGAUCGAAGGGCUCAACACGGACGACGACGAAGCGUACGGUGUCUUUGCCGGCAGCUCGCUCAAGAAACGCAAGCACUGGAGCUCGCUCGCCUCGAGUCUGCGCGAGUCGCCCGAGAAGGACGACGACUUUGAGGAUGACGACGACGACGCGAAAGCGGCCCACCCGGCCAAGCGCCUCUGCUCGCCGUGAGCGUCGUAUAUAUAAAUAUAUAGGGAUAGGACUAGAUAGUGGAUGUGUCUUUUGGAACAUGAUAGAUUUUGAUCA
Molecule: messenger RNA, 2028 nt
Organism: Saprolegnia parasitica CBS 223.65
Lineage: Eukaryota; Oomycota; Saprolegniomycetes; Saprolegniales; Saprolegniaceae
Exons: 3
Coding region: 166-1953 (595 amino acids)
Molecular function (GO): DNA binding
Source: RefSeq, a predicted model, not a curated record